Messenger RNA from Glarea lozoyensis ATCC 20868, 2040 nucleotides. Its product is annotated as Aldolase. The transcript has a single exon. Gene Ontology annotation, molecular function: 3-dehydroquinate dehydratase activity. The record is from RefSeq and is a predicted model, not a curated record. Lineage: Eukaryota; Fungi; Ascomycota; Leotiomycetes; Helotiales; Helotiaceae. Bases 1 to 2040 code for a protein of 679 amino acids.
AUGGCAACAAAGCUGUAUCAGUCCUCCCCAACGCCAACUCGACCAGAAAGUGCAACUGGGAUCAUAAAUGGGACAAAGGCUGGUGUGGGGGACGCCCGGAUAGUGGUGAUUAUAUACGGGCCAGGACAAGAGAAGAUUGUAGAAGUUUUCGCGGAAGUACUUGGAAAACCAUACCGGCUGGCAUCGACAUUUUCGUCAGUAGGAACCGAGGACCAUGGAACGGUGAUAGGAAUCGCAUCGGGGGAUGCAAAGGGGGACAUUCUGUCAAGAGAUCGCCAGCUAGUUGUAGCUAUCAACGCUCAUUGUGUGGCAUUGGGAAUGCCUCCAGACCUCGACCUGUCAGCCAGCGCGGAUUACGAGUUCUUAUAUACCGAGCGACCAUUUUCCCGGAGAGAUCUAUCACGUUUCAUUGCGUUUACGCUUGGCCAAAUAUCUCCCCACGAAGCGCUGAUAGCGAAACCGAGAACGUAUUUUAUAUCAACCACAUUUCCUGACGUGCGGACUGCCCUGUCAAAUCUUGACAUUCUUUCCGUCGGCUCCGAUGCGGUCGAGAUUCGUGUAGAUUUACUGAGGGAGACCUUACCCGAUGGAACGUUCAGUGCGGUUCCAAGUCUGAGUUAUGUCGGCGAGCAAGUGAUGCUACUACGUCAACGGACAGAACUACCCAUCAUCUUUACCACGAGGUGUACCCGAGAAAAUGGACGCUUUCCGAUGGAUAACCCCGAUUUGUAUUACCAGUACUUGUAUAGAGCGAUACAAUGGGGUUGUGAAUAUGUGGAUGUGGAGAUAUGGCUUCCAGAACACAUUCGUCGGCGUUUGUAUGAACAGAGAGGCAGUAGUCGAAUCAUUUCCGCAUUUCACGAUUUUUCCGGUAACUUCAAAUGGCCCUCAAUUCAAGCUCAAGAUAUAUUCCAAGAGUCGCGGAAGUAUGGGGAUAUCGUUAAGAUGAUCACCACCAUCAGUAGCGUGUCUGAAAAUUAUGAGUUGGAAUACUUUAGGUCACAGAUAAAAGCGAACAACCCCGACGGUCCACCUUUAUCGGCUGUCAAUAUGGGUCAACUUGGACAGAUGUCACGAGCUUUCAAUACUGUCUUCUCACCUAUCACACAUCCAUUACUGCCUAUCGUGGCAGCUCCAGGUCAACUUUCUGCAGCCGAAAUUAACAGAGCACUGAGUACCAUGGGACAGCUUCCCAAGAAGAACAUAUACGCAAUCGGAUCAUUUCGAGCCACGCCUCAAGCUGCUUUCUUCGAGAAAUGCUUCAACGAGCUUGGAUUACCCCACAACUUUGCUACGGUUGAUCGUGGAACGAAAGGAUCGGUCGAAUCGUUUUGUCUCCAGGCAGAUUUUGGCGGCGCAUAUCUGAGCCCUCCCCUCUCGGCUAACCUACCAUUUAUUCCCAUUUUGUCAGACGCGGCCAAAACCAUCAACGCAGUAGACACGAUCGUUGUACGAGGUGAAGGAGCCGCGACUACAUUUAUGGGCGACAACGCCAUGUGGAAAGGUAUUCGUGCGACUCUCACCCGAGACUUCGCACCGUCAGCCUACAAAGGUCGAGCAGCCAUUAUCCUCUCUGCAUCAGGCGAAGACGCUGCCUCAGCUAUCUUCGCCCUAAAAUCUCUCAACGUCGGGAAAAUAUAUACGGUCGGCUUCAAGGCCCGCGGCCCUCUCGCCGCCGAUGUCGAGCCAUUCACUUCCAUCGAAAGCGUCCAGCGCGUCAACCACCCCUUUGCAAUUAUCUCCUGCUUACCACCCAUGAAAUCCCAUCUCGUGCAACCUCUCCUCCGACAUUUCUCUACCAAUGGUCGCGCAACACCCGGCGGCACUUUGCGCAACGGCGGUAGGGGCAAGGUCUUUGUCGAUCUGGCUAAUGGACCGCGCUCGACGGAUCCGUUGGCUGUCGCGGAGAAGAACGGGUGGACUUCGUAUGGGGUUGCGGAUGCGAGUGCGUUUACGACGGUGGAAACUUUAAGGUUACUUGUUGGCCAGAAUGUUCCGUAUAGCUUUGUGAGGUUGGCUAGUGGGAGGGGUCUCUAUUAG